GCUUUGGCGAGAGAGAGAGAGAGAGAGAGAGAGAGAGAGAGAGAGAGAGAGAGAGAGAGAGGUUGGUGAAGAUCAGUUUGAGUCUCAGCACGGAGAUCUUCUGUCAAUGACAGCGCGUAUAUUCUCCUCUUGAAGAUGCUUGUGCUGAUCGCUGUGUGCGCGCUGUUCAUCGCCGGAGCUACUGGCCGCAACGAGAACGGCAAUUUUUUGGACGACAAAUGGUUGACCGGGAGAUGGGACCAAUUCAGAGAUGAACCAGGGACGUGGAGCCCAGGAAAGCCAUUUGAUCAAGCUCUGGACCCUGCCAAAGAUCCAUGCCUCAAGAUAAAAUGUGGCCGCCAUAAAGUGUGUGUGGCUGAAGAUUACCAAACACCCACCUGUGUCAGUCAAAGCAGGAUGAGUUUUAAGGGCAUGAAUUUGAACGCGGCACUACCAAAAUGCAAGCGAUGUCCAGUUGUGCAUCCCUCACCUGUUUGUGGAACGGAUGGGCACGCUUACUCCACCAAGUGUAAACUAGAAUAUCAAGCCUGCAUCUCCGGAAAGCAGAUUUCUGUCAAGUGUUCAGGACUGUGUCCCUGUCAUUCAGAGAGUCCAGUGGAAAAGAGAGUGUGCGGUAAUGCUGAGAUGACUGAGGUGGUCAGCAGAUUAAGAGACUGGAUCACAGUUCUCCAUGAGACUGGCAAUCCCAGCAAGAAAUUCAAGUUCCAGAAACCAGAAAAGAAGAUAGACACAAGUAAGGUGCCCCUCUGUAAGGACUCUCUGGGCUGGAUGUUCUCCAGACUGGACACAAACUUUGACCUUCAGCUCGACCAACCGGAGCUGUCCAGCCUGAGCUCAGAGAAGAGCGAUGUGUGCACUAAAGCCUUCCUCAGGUCAUGUGACUCAGACAGAAACAGGCUGAUAUCCAGCCAGGAGUGGUGCGCUUGCUUCCAGAGAUAUCAGGAGGCUCCCUGUCAAUCGGAGAUCACCAGUAUCCACAAACAACUAGCUGGCAAGAAAUUACUGGGGCCGUAUGUCCCCUCCUGUGAUGAGGAUGGAUUCUAUAAACCCCACCAGUGUCAUGGCAGCAGUGGGCAGUGCUGGUGUGUCGACCGUUAUGGAAAUGAGGUUGCGGGGUCUCAUACCCAUGGGCCGACUGACUGUGUGGAAUCUUCCGGAGAUUUUGCCAGCGGUGACCCUCUGACAUCAGACGAUGAGGAUGGUGAUGUUUUAAAUGAUGAAGAGGAGAUGGGAGAUGACGAUGAUGAUGAAUACGAACAGGUCGAUGAUGAGGACGGGUACCUGUCGUAAUCUGUUUUUUCUUUUUUCUUUAAAAAAAAUUAAAACUAAGGAACCAAAUAAAAACAGACUUUCGUUUGGUCUAAAAAAAGCACGUUUCUAGGUGACCUUGGCAGAAUACUAACAUUACUAAAGGGUUCAUCUAGCCCAGUGCUGUAUAACAUUUGUACAAAAUUAAUACCGAUAUUCGAUAUCCAUGUUUCAUUUUUCUUCAAGUUUUUAUGUUGGUCCAAAGUGAAUAAGUGUAUUGACAGACCUCGGAAUUCAGUAAUGCAGAAUUCGUCUGGCGUGGGAUUAAUGAGGGUUCGCACUUUUGAACAUGCACACAAACACAUGACACAUUCGAAAUACAUGCGUAAACAUACACACACACAAUCAAAGUUGCCACGUGUAAAUUCUGAUGGUUUUUAAAGCCCCACUGAAAUCAGUUUUUUUCCUUUUAUUAAAAAUAAGUUGGAUGUCAAUAAACUAACAUGCUCCUAAACGCUGACAAAAUUCACAUUCAGAAGAUAUAAGCGUUCGAAACGGACAGUAUGGCAAAUUUCAUGACAUCACGCUACACUUCAGCCUCUCGUCAAAGUUCUUGUCCAAUCAAAUCUGCUUUAGAAUCCGAAGAGUCCCGCCCCCUUCACUAGAGAUGCUGAAGCGGCGUCUCACAAUGAAAACGAAACACUUUUGGUUAUUUUAAAAGGGGGCGGGGCCACUCGAUAUAUCUCACGCUCUCUGCAUUUUUUAGUUGAAAUUACGUCAACACAUCAAAUAAUGCUGCACAUUUCAGUGAGCAUUUAAAAUCAAACAAUCAUAGCAUGAGGGAUUCAUGAUAUAAUCCAGUUUGUCUCCUGAUUGAUGAUUAUCAAUAUGGUAUAAUAUAUCAAAUAAAUAUUUUUUAUACACAUUUGGCUAAUUUUAAAGACAGUUACUGUAAAACCUGUCUGUUUGGUCAGGAUGGUGAAAGCUUAUAAAUGCAGAUGAAUUGUGUAAAAUUUAACAGUAUUUGUUGUGUAGAGGAAAAUCUUGAGCUGAUUUUGAUAUCCAUCAUUAAUAAAUUUGGAAGAUCAACUGGAAAAUACAAAAAAAUGUAUUAGAUGUGACUUCGAUCGAUUAUGAGGGAUGGGGAAAGGGUCAAAUUAAGCUAUAAAAAGUCUCUGGGGGCUGUUCAUAUGCAUAAAUUUUCACAUUAAAAACAGCAAAUGGAUCAGAAUUCUAAUGUCUUUAGAUACAUUUAUAAAAAAAUUACUUUUAAAGUUCAACAUAGGACUGUGUUAACAUGGUUAAGUAUUCUAAUAAACUACCAUUUAAUUACAUAUACAGUAUCAAAAUCUGCAAAGAAAAGAUCACAAAAUGACAACUCAAAGAAACUAUUGUGACAGACAAAGCAUUGAAUUGACAUUACACAAUUCGCCACACAUUUACGUUGACAGACCUAUACGCAUGAUACACUGUAACAAACGGCAGUCAAAAAUGUCUGUCUAGUGUUUGUUUACAUAUAAGGGCAAAUUUAAAUGAACAUACACAACAAACAAUCCCCACACAUGCACACCACACUUACCCUGUGAACCGUUUGGCUGUCGUGGGCAUGAGGUGCCUUUGACGUAACACGGAGGAACACAAGAUGGAGGACGGUCUGAAAAAGUUAGAAUGUAGAACUGCCACAGAGCUUAAAAAUGAGAGGUUUUAACAUCAUGUUCUCUCUGUUGUUUUGGUCUAUAGGAGAAGGUCAACAUGAGUAGUUUAUGUUACUGUAGACAAGAAAUAGUACAGUAGACGCUGCUGUCACCUAUUCUCCUCGUUCCUCUCAGUGCUUUUGCAUUUUUUUGUCUUUUUUCAUGAUGUGCAUAUGAAGAUACAAAUUUCCUUAUAUGGACAUUGUGGUGUUUGAGGAAGCCUGUUAUUCGGUCUAAUGAGUUAAUGAUGAUAAUCAGUUACAGAGGUUUGAGAAACCUUUAUCAGUGUUGUCAUCUGUCCAGCUGUUAUCAUGCAGAUAACACGUUUUUUUUAUGUAUACAUUUAAUUUGCUGAAAUAAAGUUACACAGACCAAAACUGAA
Molecule: messenger RNA, 3324 nt
Organism: Triplophysa rosa
Lineage: Eukaryota; Metazoa; Chordata; Actinopteri; Cypriniformes; Nemacheilidae
Gene: spock3
Product: SPARC (osteonectin), cwcv and kazal like domains proteoglycan 3
Exons: 11
Coding region: 136-1290 (384 amino acids)
Molecular function (GO): calcium ion binding; protein binding
Source: RefSeq, a predicted model, not a curated record